CUUCCUCUCUAUCCCUCCUCACUCGUUCUCUUUGUUCUAGGUUGGCUGGCUCUACAAAGUUAUUGCUAGCUUCGCGUCCAUAUAUCUCCUACAGCACCUCCCUCUGACAUAUCCUGCCUCCCAUAAUGGGCCGACUAACCGCCAUCCUUUCUCCGCACGCAUGAUGCGCUCAGUGUGUACCGGAUCUCCGAACAAAUCACGUCGCAAUAAUUGGAACAACCAGUUCAUUGUUACUUCGAGCGACGACGACGACGAAGAGACAGAGUCAAACCCGGAAGAACUUGAUGACGAAGAGUGGGAAAUCAACGGUAUUCUCGACGAGUCCGAGUCCCAAUACUUGAUAGACUGGGUUGGGAACUACCCCCCAAGUUGGGAGCCCAAGGAAAACGCAAGCGAAACAGCAGUAGAAAUUUGGCAAACCAAAAAGAAGCAGAAGAAAGAUCAACUUGCCUCGAAGACCAACGAAGCGGCCCCCGCGCAAUCGCAUACCCCACCGGCGCACGAACAACGGCUCGAGACUCCAGAACAAGACGCUGCCGUGCAGAAUACACCCGACUCACCAUUAUUUGUGUCUCCGGACCCCGUAUCCCAGUCGUACACCCAGGAGACGAACGGCCUUUCACAAUCAAGCUUUGGAAGACAGGACUAUAAUCAAACCUACGAUAUCAAGAAACCAGCAACUAAGCGUACUCAUCGCGUGUUUGAGUACUACGCUAGAUCACCUAUACCCCCCGAAUAUCUCCUGCCGGGUGAAUCCGAAGAGCCCUUUUUACCGGUCCAGCACACCGCAGCUCCUACAAGGACAUCAACUCCGAAGGCCAGUGGUAGCCUGAACCUGGGUAGUGCGACAACCGAAAACCCUAGAUCAAUUGAACCUAGGCCACCCCCUAUUGCGCAGAGCAGUCCGGGGACAGAAAUUCCGGAGACUCCGUCCAUCCUACUGAACCUUCAGCCCACCGGAGGGUCGCAGACGAACCCUAAUCGAGCGGCAUCUAGUCCCCGGCGCACGGCAGCUUUGCCCACAGAUUCGCCAAACACUCCUUCACGGAACUCAGAGCUCAGUAGAUCCCCGGCUACAGUCCAUCCAAGAACUACGCUGGACGAAACCAAUCCCAGUGUUAGUCCCACUCGCCUUGAAAGAGGCCAUACGGCUUCUACACCGGAGACACUAGUAGCGAGAGAUUCAGUGCCUUCCCUACGUCAAUCUCCUGUUGUACUCGCCACACAACACUCAAUCAACUCCAGGACGCUCACACCCGGUUCCCCGUUCGCCAACCUACGAAAUAUAAUUGGUCGUUCAACGUCCUUGCUAGAGCGUGGAGCUAAUAACACGUCUAGGUUUUCCAUUCCCCGUCUCUCGGAGACAGCUGCCACCAUGAAUGACCAAAGUCAGAAGGGGGCGCUUUCUCUGAAGGAGACACUGGAGAAAUAUAGCCAUCUUGAAGGUGCGACACCGCGCGAAAAGAUGAGAAAUCUAUGGGCUAGCACACGGGAGAAAAGCACGCUCGAGCCCCAGUCAAUCGAACCAAGCGCAACACCAUCCUCGGUUGGAGACAUAGAACCUUCUGCACCGCUGUCAAUACCAGAAACUGUGGCUCCGCUCAGUGUGAGGGUCGACAAGGAUACUUCCCAUCAUCCAGAACCCUUGAAAGUGCCAACUCUAGAGCCUUUGCCCGAACCAGUACUCGAACCACAUGAAGUUCAGACUAUCCAGCCCAGCGCAUUGACGAUAGCCUAUCAGGAACAAGUAACUCCAGGCUCCCUUCAUUUGGGCCCCUCCGAGUUCGCCGUACCACUUCCAAUGGACUCGCGGGUAAAGGACGACUAUGACAAGGUUCUCACAGAGGGGCAACACAUUAUUUAUGCUCUUAUCAAUGAGGAAAGUUUCAACCAGAAUUCGGGCAAUUCAGGCACUGAGAAGAGUGAUGUUGUAUCUUUGGCAGAACGGGUGCUGGAGCGCCUGAGCAACGCAGCGACUCAUCCAGACCUAAAUUUUGGUGAACAUUUGAAAGACGCGGACGAAAAUCUGGAAAACCAGGCUACGUGGGCAGAGUAUUCCAGUGCCAAAUUCCUUGUAUUGAGCUACCUUAUCAAGGCUCAGGCCCCGGGUGAACAUGAGAUGCAUCUAGUGAUAGCAGUGCGAGGAGAGAAAACGCAGCGAGUUGUUGAGCGCUACCUUGAAGGUAAGGGAUUCGCAUAUACUCGCCCACGCGUGGAUAUGGGAUCAGGCACAAAUGUGGAGGUCUCCAUGGCCAAAGGUUCUCUGAGUUUUGGGAUACAAAAUGCGCAAGAUGAGGGCAUUAUGGAAACAUACAAACCGCCGUUAGCAGUCAUUGCCUUUGACUCCUCGUUGGAUGUAAAGAAGCCUUCUAUGGAGCACAUGCGCACGACUUUUGCUCGCAAUGGCCAUCUACUGCCUGUCAUCAGACUUAUUAUCGCCAACUCAAGCGAACACGUGGAGCUGUGCUUCCCAGGGUCUCCAACAUCCCAAAGGCUUGCUUUGGUCUUCAAGUAUAUCAGGCAACUACGUGAUAUCAUCGGGGAGUUGCAGGACGACGCCUUGGGGGUGCAGGAAGACGCAAACGAAAUUUUGGCCUGUCUGCUCUCCGACAAUUUUAACUUGCAUUGGACAUUGCCUCCAGUUGAAGCCCUCCGGCAAAUAAUUGAAGACGAAGGCUUCAUCAAACCAAGCACUCAAAUUUCCAAGCCCGUUAACCCCACGGCCCAAAAACGGGUAUUCAUGUCAGAUACCAGCGAGCCGGCCUCGAAACGGCCGAGGAUGGAAGAGUCUCAAGAAACAACCCAGUUUACGGACAUUUCCGGUGGGCCAUCCCAGACCCUAAAUGGCGGUCUACUCGACAUUGAAAAGAAGGUGGUAGAAAUGAAGAGUUCUCACGCGGCAGAUAUCAAAAAGCUCCAGACCUCACUAGCCGCCGCCCAGACCUGUCUUCAAGAAAGGGAAAAAAUCCUUGAAUCGCUACAACAUCGUUAUGAAACUCGGACUAAAGAUCUCCACAAGCUCCGACAAGAGCGGGACCGUCUGCUUGAGACUAAAACAACAGCUGAGCAGAGACUACAAAGACAGAAAGAAGAAAUGUCACGACUAAAAGAUGAACGAACCGAACUUCGCCAUGACCUCGAAAAAGCUCGCGAAGCCCUAAAAGCUGGCGGCGGCGACAUGGCCGAACUCGAGAAGGCAAGAGAGGAGAUCCGCCGUCUGACAAAGGAGAACGCGAGCCUGGAGCGCAAAUCUGAAUACGAACAUAAGCAGGCCGAAUACACCCGCGAGCAGUACCAAACCGCUUCCAAUGUCGCCGCUCAGUCGGGUACGGAACUACGAACGCUCAAGGAAGAAAACGAGGCCCUAAGGCGCAAGGUCGCUGGCGAAGCGUCCCGUCUACGCGAACUGAAUAUCAAGAGUGAUGAGUCUCGUCACUUGGCACGCAUCGCGGAACUCGAAGCGCUGCUCUCGUCGAGGGAAGACCUUCUCCAUAGGAAGGAAGAUGAACUGCGAGAGAUUCGCAGGAAUCGUCCAUCGACUCGCUCAACAAGCACACAGCCUCGAAGCCCUAAACUCACAGCUGGUAAUAGCCGCCCAACAAGCCCGGGGAUCAACAAUGGCUCCAACUUUCCUGGCCGUGGGAGCGCGCUGAGAUUUAGUUCCGAGAUGUCUCUCUAAACCAACAAGUCGACUGCCCUCAACCCACCCACCCAACACCCACACCCAGGACCCCUCUUGGGCCUCCAGUGUUGACCGUGAAAGUCCGGCUAGACCUAGUAAGGACGUCACUCAUGCGAGCGAACACAGCUCUUAUAUCUAGAAACCGCUCGAUUUCGUCUUCUGCCGUGCUACCUCCCUGCACGCAAAUCUUAUCUUUAUUUCUAUGAUCUAUCUCUUAUGUCAAGCCACGUCUUUUUUUCUUGUCCUUCUGAGUUUCUCAUUUGCGUUUCUGGCGCUGUAUCUAGUCCACUUUACUUGUUUUCGCUGGUCUGUUACAUAGUGGGAAAGACAGAGCCUGGAAUGUGCAAAUACUUGCCCGACUCUAUGACGUUUACUUAGAGGAAUGAAUGCUACCGUACCGAUUUUUCUAC
This is a messenger RNA of Aspergillus calidoustus, 4092 nucleotides long. NCBI's taxonomy places the organism in Eukaryota, Fungi, Ascomycota, Eurotiomycetes, Eurotiales, Aspergillaceae. The record is from the annotation of a GenBank genome assembly.